CCCACGUUCAGUCCAACAACCCUCCUCGUCUCCACGAAGCCUCUCUACUCCUUCCAGAUGCACGCACAGUAACCCAAAGAAACAACUGCUUGUCCUGUAUAGGAAUAUAGAUUACGGAUUAUACAGCAAUUGUCUGAGUGGAAUUUGGAUUUGAGAUUUGAUGAUGACAGCACAACUCCUCUCCUGAAGUUUUUCUACAUAACAGCAGAGCUCUAAACUUCAUCCUUUUCAGUUCUAGUGUUGCCAUUAUUAUUUAUUCCCAUUGCUAAAUUUGGACAAAUGGACUGACAUCUUCAAUGAGAGACUCCUCCAGGAUUCAUCAUUAUGCAGGGAAUUAACUACUUUUAAAGAAGUAUGCACAUGAUGAUUAAUUUCCCAAAAGCUAUGGAAUUGUAUCUGCGAAUUCAGCUUUUUACAGCUUUUGCCUCCUGCAUUAAGGUUAAUGCUCAAGUGGCGCAAUCUGCGAAGCAUCCAGGCCUACAGGUGUUGGCCACAGCCUCGCAUUACUGGCCGCUCGAUGCCGUGGACGGUAUUCACGGACUGUGGGACAAGAUUGGAAACAGACCAGGUUAUGUUAACGGGAGUAACAUAACACUCAGAAUCCACAACCACACUGUGCUCCCUUCUUCCCAUAACUCUUCCUAUGUGUAUACCAAUGACUCUGCCUACACUAACAUUUCUGCAACAGUAGACAUUGUUGAAGGAAUGGUCAACAAAGGCAUCUUUCUGAACGGAGAUAACGGGGGUACAUUUCUUCAUUUUGGAAACUACCAGAACUCUUGCAUUAGUGACCCCACUUUGUGCGGCCCCGAGGGCAUUACCUUCUCCUUUUUUUGGAAAAACCACGAGAGAGAGUCUCGUUUUGCCAUAGCCUCUGGAGGGAAAGUGAUCUCCAAUGGCUUCUCGGUCUACACCAACCCCUACACAGGAUACGUGGAGUUUUAUACCCGAGGGAACAACCACAGAUGGAAGGCAAACAUCAAAGUUCCAGGGCCUUUCUGGACACACGUUCUCUUCACAUGGACUAACAAGGAUGGUCUGAAGGUCUACAUCAAUGGGACCUUCAAUUCUGGUGACACAUCUGGCUCUGUCACAGAGAACUAUGGAGACCUCUAUCCCGAUCUUGUUAUCGGAACUGGCAACAACAAGGGGUACGGUCGCUACGUCACCGGGGCCUUUGAUGAAUUUGUCAUCUGGGAACGGGCACUCACACCGGAACAAAUCAUGCUGUACUACCGUGCUGCCAUAGGUCAGCCCGAGGUUUUCGCCACGACACCUAGAGUUUCCAAAGAAGUCACUUCAAUUUCACCAACAGUCAGAGCCACCGAAGUGAGUCCUCCUGUGGUCAGCAGUGACCAAGAGGAGGUCCCAAGCUCCCAGGACCCAGAUUCCAUGCCAAUGCUUGGUUUCCUGAAGGCACUCCCAAAUAAGACCAUUCCUCACAACACUGCCAACAACCUCACACAGGCUUUUCUCAAAAGUGUGGAAGAAGUGCUGUCCUCUCCGGGGUUGCCAGAGCAGUCCACCCCUGUGGUCAGCGGCCUGAUUGAGACAGUGGACAGAGUGAUGGAGCAUAUGGUGACUAACCUGGAGCCCAGCCCGAACUCUCUCAUCUCCCUGGAUGGAACAUCGUUCGUAGCGGAUUACUCUCUAAUGAAAUUCCCACAGAACUUCAACCUACCGCAUUACCGCUUCCCCACUCAAGGCAAGAACUACAUCUCUGUGCCCGGAGAGGCGUUCGCCAUGCAGUCGCAAACCACCAUCGUCGGCCUCUUCUACCACAACAUGCACAGCUACUACAAAGAGAUCAGCCCCGUCAAGACCAGGAUCAACGAAGCGGUGGAUUUCAAGGAUCACAAAAUCCAGGUAGCAAGCUGUCUCAUCUCCCUGAAAGUGGAGCCUUUACCAGCCUUGUCUGUCAACCUCUCUGGAGCGCCGCUCAUCAGGAUUGUCCUCGCCCAUGUCUUGACUAAAGAACAGCAGGACCAAGUGCUUAAUCAGAGCAACAAAGUGUUCCUCUACUGUGCGUUCUUGGACUACAGUUCUAACGAGGGCGUAUGGUCCAAUGAAGGCUGCGUACGCUCAGAUGGAAACAUGACGUAUUCCGUGUGUUUGUGCAACCAUCUCACCAACUUUGCCAUCCUCAUGCAAGUCGUGCCUUUGGAGCUCACUACUGGCCACAGGGUGGCACUGUCAACCAUCGGUUAUGUUGGCUGCUCAAUUUCCAUCUUCUGUCUUGCCAUCACUCUGGUCACCUUUGCAGUCUUGUCGUCUGUGAGUACCAUCCGUAACCAGCGCUACCACAUCCACGCCAACCUGUCCUUCGCCAUCCUGGUGGCAGAGAUCUUACUUCUCAUAAGUGCUCGCUUUGACCCGGGCACGCUGCCCUGUAAGGUAAUGGCUGUCCUGCUUCACUUCUUCUUCCUGAGCGCCUUCGCCUGGAUGCUGGUGGAGGGCCUCCACCUCUACAGUAUGGUGAUCAAGGUGUUUGGCUCUGAGGGCAGCAAGCACUUCUACUACUAUGGCAUUGGCUGGGGCUCUCCUGUAGUGAUCUGUGUGGUGUCCAUAACGUCAGCUCUUGACAGCUACGGGGAAGUUGACAACUGUUGGCUGUCGCUCAAGAACGGAGCCAUUUGGGCAUUUGUGGCACCGGCUCUCUUUGUCAUAGUGGUGAACAUAGGUAUUCUGAUAUCUGUGACCAGGAUCAUAUCUCGAAUCGGUGGAGAGAAUUACAAGGUUCAUGGAGAUGCCAAUGCAGUCAAGCUGACUGUAAAGGCGGUGGCUGUGCUGCUGCCUAUUCUAGGCAUAUCUUGGAUCUUUGGUGUCCUCGCUGUCAACACACACUCUUUGCCAUUCCUGUAUAUUUUUGCUGUGUUCAACUCAUUACAAGGUUUUUUCGUCUUCCUGUUUCAUUGUCUUCUCAACUCUGAGGUCAGAGCUGCUUUCAAACACAAAACCAAAGUGUGGUCUCUAACCAGCAGCUCCAUCCGAAACAUCAAUGUGAAACCCUUCAACUCUGACAUUAUGAAUGGAAACAAGGAUGGCAUGACUCCCACCAAGAUGAACACGUGGGACAAAAGCACCAACUCAGCCAACCGUAUCGACCUGUCUGCCGUGUAGAGCAACGGAUCGCAAUUUCCGUCUGCGGAAAGAGAGCAGGGAGAGCAUUCUUCCACUUUUCUAUCGAAUGAAUUGGACUCUCAUCCACUCAAGUGAAAGUGAUACCAAAGGAGGUGUUUUGUAGUUGAAUCAUAGCUUCACCUUUUAAAGACAAACAGACUCUUGGGACUGUGCCUUACUAUUCUGUCAUAAUAACAAUGAAAAAAAAACAUCAUGUUUUUCAAAAACAAUACUGGGGAUUUCCGAGGAGGAAUCCGUUAGUGGAAUUCAGGGUAUGGCGGUGACGCUCCUUGUAGCGGGGUGUCUCACUUUGCCGCGUUUGCCUUUUUGCCGAGAGCUAGAUGACAAUUUUGAUACAACCUUCAUGUGUGCUGGGUAGAAAUGUAUUGUGAUAAAAGUAAAAAAAAAAGUACAAAUAGCUUUGGAGGCCAGGGGUGUACUGUACUUACUCUUUCCACUUUUGGUUAAAUAAAUGAUUGUCUUAAUCAACCACACCACUUUUAUCCACAGGCAAAUGCUUUCGUUAUAUGUUUCCACAUAUAAGGAGCUAAUGCCGGCAGUAGCAUCUGGUGCAAAGACUGCCCAAAGGUGGCGAAAUUCACCCACCGGCAUCACUAAUCUUCUUCAUGUUAUUCCUUGUUUAAUUAAAGUGCACUAAAAAACAUCACAACAUGGUGUGACCAAACCAGCUCAGCCUGAAUCACUUCUACUAAUUCACUGCUAUUUUGCAUAGGCACGUGCGUGAGAGUGGUACUGAUCUUCUCAUCUAACUCUUGGCAACAAAAGCAAAUAAGCUUAUCUUCAAACUGUUUCUUUGAAUCACAGUUACAUGUUUAUCAAAUCCUAAUUUAUCUCAUCCAAUACAUGAGACAGAAGGAGCUUUAAUUUGUGUGGAGAAAAGGGAAAAAACUUCGCCAUGUGUGGCAGUAAUAAGUGCUUUCAGUGCAUGGUUCGAUCCAAAUGCGGGAUAAAACAACAUUUCCGCAUUUUCUUUGAAUGUAGUGUAAGAUGUGUGCUUUAAAAUUGUGAUGAACUGAUUUCACCAGCUGUAACAGUAUUUAUAAUCACAAAGGACAAAAGGCAAACGUUUAGCUGGAAGAACUUCUCCAAUAUUUACCUUGUUCACACAGCUUCAACUCAGAUUUGAAGACAGCACAAGACCAUAAAUGCAGAGUAACCGUGGAUGAUUUAACAGUGAAUUAGACUCUUAUAUAUUGUAUUUAUUUAUUUCGUGAUUCCUGAUUCUUUAUAAUGUCUUCACGGCUGUCAGCAGCUCACCAAUCAGUAUGUUUUCAUGAUACAUUCUAUGUUUCUUUGCGUUUUCUCUGUAGAAAUGAAUUGACUGGCAUAGUUGCAGUACCUCACAUCUUAGUAAGCUCCCAUACAUAUGUUAUGCUUUUUGAGGAAAAGUAAAUGUUGGUUGUGUAUUUGACACAAUUCUGUGAAGUUUUCUUUAGCCGUUUCUUCUUUUUUUGUCUUUCCUUGUUUUUUCUUACACUUUUUGUACAAUUAAAUAUCAAAUAUGUUCUAUAGCAGAGGAACCCGGCAACGUUGUUUUUUUUUUUUGUUGUUUUUUUUUCUUAACAUACUGUGAGAAUGGAGAGAGAUGACAUUGGUUGAUCUUACACUGUGCCAACAUUAGGUUUCCUAAAACAAGAUUUACUGUAAUUGUCUCUUUAUGUCAGAUAUAAAGUUAAAUAUUUCAGUAUCGCUGAGCUUGUAAUUGGCUUUUAAUGAUUGUUUUAUGGUACUAUGGUUUGUGCUUUCAGUUAUCUUGAUUAAAAACUGUUUAUGAAAACAGA
Mugil cephalus (flathead mullet) is the source of this 4922-nucleotide messenger RNA. RefSeq names its product adhesion G protein-coupled receptor D1 (gene adgrd1). Gene Ontology annotation, cellular component: membrane. The transcript has 26 exons. NCBI's taxonomy places the organism in Eukaryota, Metazoa, Chordata, Actinopteri, Mugiliformes, Mugilidae. The record is from RefSeq and is a predicted model, not a curated record. Gene Ontology annotation, biological process: adenylate cyclase-activating G protein-coupled receptor signaling pathway; cell surface receptor signaling pathway. Gene Ontology annotation, molecular function: G protein-coupled receptor activity. Bases 355 to 3120 code for a protein of 921 amino acids.